This is a messenger RNA of Phlebotomus papatasi, 799 nucleotides long. It is a transcript of the gene eIF3k, whose product is annotated as eukaryotic translation initiation factor 3 subunit K. Lineage: Eukaryota; Metazoa; Arthropoda; Insecta; Diptera; Psychodidae. Gene Ontology annotation, molecular function: ribosome binding; translation initiation factor activity. Gene Ontology annotation, cellular component: eukaryotic translation initiation factor 3 complex; cytoplasm. Gene Ontology annotation, biological process: regulation of translational initiation. The coding region runs from base 82 to 768 and encodes 228 amino acids. The record is from RefSeq and is a predicted model, not a curated record. The transcript is spliced from 2 exons.
UUACGCAUAACCUAAUUUUUCCGCGACUGAGGCAGGGUGUGCUUCGUGGAGGAUUUUUCUUCCUGUUUUGUGCAGAAAAGAAUGUCAAGUGGCUCUAAACAGUCUCAAAUUAUUGUAAAGAUGGAGGAUGAGAAAGUCAUCACCAUCUCUGAUAUGCUAAAAAGCAUCGAGAGGUACAAUCCGGAACACCUGAAAGUUAUUGAAAAUUACGUGGAAGACCAAGCGAAGGAUAAUAGUUACGAUCUGGAGGCAAAUUUAGCCGUGCUGAAGCUCUACCAGUUCAAUCCGCAUCUCCUGAACUUGGACAUAACUUACCUAAUUUUGCUUAAGGCCCUCACGAAUCUGCCCCAUACGGAUUUUGUCCUGUGCAAAUGUCUCCUUUUGCCAGCUCAGACUGCAGAUGAUACCGUGAAGGAGAUCAUGCACCUCGUAGACAUCCUUGAGCAGUGCGAUUUUGCCAUGUUCUGGGCACGCAUAAAACUCAAUCCGGAUUUGUUCAGGAAAAUCACCGGUUUCUACGAUUCUAUUCGGAAGUUCGUUUGUCAUGUUGUUGGAAUCACUUUCCAGAGCAUCGAGAAGGACUACCUAUGUCGCCUACUGGGGGAUAUUGACGACCAUACUCUGUCUCUGUGGGUCAAAAGGUACGGAUGGAAGGAUCAAGGAAAUCUCAUUUUCAUUGCCAAUCAGGAUGAGAACAUCAAGACGAAGAACAUUACAGAGAAGAUUGAAUUUGAGAAUUUAGCUCCAUUGAUGGCAGCUUGCUUGUAAUACAAAAUAAUUAUAAAAUCUUUCUCUUAUA